GCGGUGCUUGUGCUCGCCGGAGGGCGCCGAGGUGGGAGCGCGGCGGAAGUAACGGCUCUUGUUUGUUGAGGACAACACAUGCCGACUUGGGAGAGGAGACCUAAACCCCAAGUUGUGAUUUUUAGUGAAAUUAUACAUAAAGGUCACUAUGAAGGCCUUGUAUGGUCAGCAGAAUUCACCUGGAGAGGAAAUUACAUUUGUCUUCCAGGAAAGAGAAAACCUUCCUCCUACAAGAGACAAUGAUGUGAAAGUACAAGUUAGAGCCUGUGCACUGAGCUGGAUAGAUACAAAGCUUUUAUCAGAAAUUAAACUGGAGAAGGAGCUUCUACCUGUUGGUCGAGAAAUUUCUGGAGUUGUUUUGGAAGUUGGAAGAAAGGUGACCUUUUUUCAGCCCGAUGAUGAAGUGGUAGGAAUUUUGCCCUUAGAUUCUGAAGAGUCUGGUCUUUGUGAAGUUAUUCUAGUUCAUGAGCAUUAUUUGGUUCGUAAACCAGAAAAAGUUUGUUGGGUUGAAGCAGCCGGGACUGUCCGUGAUGGUGUCCGAGCAUACACAGCUUUACACUACCUUUCUCAAGUCUCUCCUGGAAAAACUGUACUUGUAAUGGAUGGAGCAAGUCCAUUCGGUACAAUAGCUAUUCAGUUAGCACAACACAGAGGAGCUAAAGUAAUCUCUACUGCAUACAGUCUUGAAGAUAAGCAGCACCUGGAGAGGCUCAGACCUCCUGUGGAAGGUGUACGGCAGCCUUUAGUGGCUCGUGUGAUAGAUGUGUCAAAUGGCAAGAUUGAUGUGGCAGAGAGCUGCUUGGAAGAGACGGGUGGCCUGGGAGUGGAUAUUGUUCUGGAUGCUGGAGUGAAAUUAUAUAGUGCUGAAGAUGAAUCAACUUCAAAAUCACAGUUGCUGCCUCAUAAGCAUGAUAUCAUAACUCUUCUUGGUAUAGGGGGACACUGGAUUACAACAGAAAAAAAUCUUCAGCUGGAUCCUCCAGACAGCCAUUCCUUGUUUCUUAAAGGAGCCACUGUCUCCUUUCUGAAUGAUGAGAUAUGGAACUUGUCCAAUGUACAGCAAGGGAAGUAUCUCUCCAUCUUAGAAGAUAUAAUGGAGAAAUUAUCAAGUAGCAUUUUCAGGCCUCAGCUGGAUGAACCGAUCCCAUUGUAUGAAGCCAAAGUUUCUAUGGAAAUAGUUCAAAAGAAUCAAGCAAGAAAAAGACAAGUCAUCCAGUUCUGACACACACAAUUUCCUGAAUUCUGAGCCUGUGGAAGAUAAAGAAACGUAAUGUAUUUGAGAAGUAAAUUUGUGUACACUUUCAAAUAAUUCUGUAUCUGGAAUUUAGAUCUUUUGUCCUGAGACUCCUGUGACUUUAGAGCUUGGGGGGGGGGGGGGGGGGGGUGUCAUUAACUUGAGUGGAAUGUUCCCAUCAGCAAAUUCUGAAGAGGCUGUCUUGACAUACAAAUCUUGUCUGCCCUGCCCCAAUUACAAAUGUCAGUAAUAUCUACAGGCAAACUCAGUUACUGUUGUUUUUCAAACAUAAGAAAUGAAAGGGAAAAAAAAAUCUGGUGAGAUAUAUUUGUCCUCCCGUC
Pezoporus flaviventris is the source of this 1575-nucleotide messenger RNA. It is a transcript of the gene CRYZL1, whose product is annotated as crystallin zeta like 1. The coding region runs from base 149 to 1222 and encodes 357 amino acids. The transcript has 15 exons. NCBI's taxonomy places the organism in Eukaryota, Metazoa, Chordata, Aves, Psittaciformes, Psittacidae. Gene Ontology annotation, molecular function: oxidoreductase activity. The record is from RefSeq and is a predicted model, not a curated record.